Psylliodes chrysocephalus is the source of this 9465-nucleotide messenger RNA. The record is from the annotation of a GenBank genome assembly. Lineage: Eukaryota; Metazoa; Arthropoda; Insecta; Coleoptera; Chrysomelidae.
GUACACUUUGUAUUAGGGGGAGUUUCAUUCAAACGUUUAACGUUUUAAACAUCAAAUUUACGUCAAGUUUGAAGAUUCAGGUGUGUGUGUCUGCAAAGCGGAACUGCUUGAAAUGAAAAAGUUGAUUACUUCCAAACCUGUAGCGAACCGAAAGUGUUAUCCGCAGAGGCAAAUACAAUGUCCAAAAACACUACUUACCAAUAACUGGUUGAUUAGAAACGAUUCCUCUAGUAUCCAAGCUAUUCUGCAUCCAGAUCAACAACAUAAACAAUGCAGAAAACAAAUAAAAAAUGUUUUAGACGAUUCUGUAAUGAAAAAAGAAGUAGCUUACAAAAAACAGCUAAAGAGUUCCAAUACCUGUUAUUGCAAAGAAAAAGCAACACAACCUACUUUAUUUAGAAGACCCAAUAAAUGUCUGUCUCUAGAAGAAUUUGAACAAAAAUUAAAGAAUAGUGAUUUACUAAAUGGAUUAUUAAAGGCUAGAGCAUCGUUAAAUUGCUAUUGUAAAGGUACUCAAGCCUCUGCUCAACAUAUAGAUCUGUCUGAUAUAGAAACAUUAAGAAAAUUCCAGAAUGAAAUAGACGAACUAAACGACAUACUACCAAUAACAGAGCAACGAGAAGAUUACGAAAUCUAUAGAGAUCUAGAGCACGAAAAAUAUUUAAAAGAAAUCGCAGAAUACGAAGAUCAAGAAGAAAAUAAAUAUGUUUACGAAUCUGAAGGUGAAGAUGAUAUACGGACAAUCAUGGGAACUGUUAGAUCUAAUCCAAAAGGACAUUCCAGCAGAUUUAUCAGAGAUGGUUUGACUGGUUCGGAUCUUGAACAUUUUGAAAAUACCGAAUCAUAUGGUGAUGUAGAUUCAGCACCCGAUUCUCGCCAAUUAAAAUAUAGCAAAUUAAGAUCGAAAAAAACCUUAGAUACGUCCCCUAACACCAGAAGAACCAAGACUUCUACUGGAGCAAGUUCAGGAUACGGCUGUGGCAGUAUAGCGAAUGGCAGUAUGGAUUUUCAAAAAAUAAGAAAAUUUAGGGAUGAUAAUUAUUUCGAAACACAUGAAAUCGAUGAAUGUGUUGGGACGGAUAUACCCGAACAUAUAUGCGUUCAUCAGUACAGGUUGGAUGACAGAUUAUUGCCUCAAGCUGUUAUUAUGGAUCGUUUUGGUAAAAGCAGAUGUAUAAUUUGCAAUAAACCAAUAGAAAAUACUCCUUGGAUUGAAAAAUCUAUUUUCACCGACAAAAUUACCAGAGGAAAAUUGAAAAAAUUGUCUAAAUGCAUCGAACUAGGCCUAGCGCCACACGAUAUCAAUAUCGGUACUUCAGAAAAGAUUGAAUUGAAAAUAAAAAUGGACGAUUUUAUGAGAUUCGGCAGAUUCAUAGGAAGUUAUAAGAGACCUUGCAACAUCAAUACGUUUGCAUUGAGACAACAAAAAAUGGCGUAUUGGAGACUAUAAAACUUAUAUUAUGUCAAUAGCUACGUGGUGACAAAAAAAGUUGUUAAAUUGAUUUGCUUUUUUAAAUAAUUAAUCUGGUAAACUACGAUUUUGCAUCUUAAAAAUGUAAAUUUUACCUGACCGAAAAAGGGUAGGUAUAGUAGACACUGAUUUCGGCUAUAAGAUCUACACCGAAUAUAAGUAAAUCUAAUUUGGUAAUAUUGUUUAAAGGCAGAGCUGGGUAAUUACAUGUACUUUAAAAAUAAUUACAAUUACAAAGUACUUUUUCAAACAAGGAAUUAAUUACAAGUACAAAGUACAUGCUGUAAAAAUGGGAAUUAUAUUGAUUUAAUUACAAUUACAAGAAAAAACAAAUUAGCAAUUACUUUUAUAAUUAUUUUUAUAAUUACUUUUAUAAUUACUUUUAUAAUUACUUUUAUAAUUACUUUUAUAAUUACUUUUAUAAUGGAUUUUAUAAUUACUUUUAUAAUUACUUUUAUAAUUACUUUGGUGCUAAAACAACAAAUUAUGAUAAAAUUGAGGAACACGGCACAAAUAAAUAGGUAAUAGGUAAUUCAAAGUGUCAAACUAACAGUUGUUUGAAACGACUUUCUUAAGGAUCCCUUAGAGUUAAAGAUAUCUUAAGGGCGGGUUGUAUAUAUUUUACUUAAAGAUAAACUCGGUUUGAGGUGACACAUGACAAGUUUUGUAUGGCAUAGGUACAGUCUAAACACCAUUUAGCACUUAGGGCUUGUUUCCCCAAACAUUAGACUGCACAUAAAGCAUCGGAAAUUGACAUAUAUCACCUAAAACUGAGCAUUAUACAACCAGCCCUAAGUGUAUUGUUUUCUGUACCAUUUAAGGUCUUUUUAACUUAAGGGAAAAGACAAAAUCGAUAAAUAAUAUAAAAAAUAAAGCAGGUAAGUUAAUAAUAAAAUAUGAACUUUAAAAAGUUUAUUGGUUUAGAACAAAAAUACAAAAGUUUGUGUACCUAUUAAUAGGUAAUAAUAGUUAACACUAAACAUUUUAUUUACAUUCGGUGCAGUAAUUAACUCUUGUCAAAAAUUAUGUGAUACCUUUUUAUUUUUGUCGUUUAAGCUUGGGAUACUUCAUAAAACAUAUUUUUUAACAAGAGUAUACCACAGAAUGUAAGAAAAAUAUAUAUGUUUUUGCAAAAAUUAAUGACGCCUGAUUUGCAAGAUCUAGUUAUAAUUAUAAUAAAAUGUUUAAAUUAUUACUUUUUAUAAUAAAAAGUUUCUCAAAAUUUCUGUCGGAUAGCGCAUGCCUUCUGGGAGCAUUGACAAUUGUGGCAAAAGAGAAUAAACACUCAACAGACCCAGAAAAAGAAAGUGCCGUAUUGUAUUUAGAAAACACUUUUUUCAUCAAGGAGUAGCUAUAUAGUAUCGUAAUAUUUUUUCUUAAAUCAUUGAGAUAUUAUAACACUUCUAACUGUACCCCAUUUUUUUGUACAACCGAAUGUGUUACGCCUUCAUUGAAAUUAAAAAAGUCUUUAUUUAUAAUAUAUUUGGUUGUAGUACUAAUAAAAUUAGCUUUCAAAUGAAGUAUCACACUUUACCAUAGGUAAUAAUUUUUUAUCCCGCUAGAGGGUCAUAUUGCUGAAUUCGCCAUAAAGUUACCUUUCCGAUGUGUCGUACUUAGUAUUGGUUAGAUUGACAUAGAGGAGAGAAAGUAUAUGUGCCACUUGAGGAUAUUGUAGAAAGGUGUUCCUCUUGAAGUAAAAAUUGACCUGUUUUGGGUUCCUUUAAAAAUAAAAUCUACUUCAAGUUAUUCUGAGAUACGGCCGGUCCCCACCCUUAAUGAUUCACCCUGUACAUAAUAUUAAAUUUAUAUUGAAUAAUAUAAAAUGUAUCGUUCUGUAUCUCGUUCGUACAAACAAAAAUGAGACACAGUUUACUCAAAUUUGGUUAUACAUCUACAUCAUCAAAUAAUUUCUUAUAACAUAAAAUAUAUUUAUAUUCCGUUACAAGUGUUAUUAAUUUAAUUAAAACAUUGCAUUUUUUAUGUUUAAAUCAAAUACUUGUAACGGUGAAGUAACGUUUAUUAAAAUAGUUAGUCCUUCAUUUCAAUGUAGAAAACUAGAAUAAUAACUAGAAAUACCUACGCAACGUAAAUAAAUAGUUUUUAGUAUUAACGCCAUAAAAACUGCUAUUUGCACUACUUCAUACUAUAUUUCCUUAGUUUAUAAUGUUUAUUCAACAUAAAUUAUGUUUAUAAUAAAAUAAAUAAAAAAUACAUCUUAUAAAUAAGGAUAUCUGCAUCUACUUACGCCUUACUGUUAUUAUUUUGAGUUGAACAAUUUUACUGCUUCACGGCACAACGCUUUCCUCAAAUGCAUUCAAACACAUGAUAUAAAUAUAAAUGCGAGUCCGAGCUCUAGUGACCUAUUUAAAUAGGAAAUUUCUUGUUUUUAUAUCACAUGCAGCGUAUAAGCAAGCAUUUAAAAGUAAUUGUAAUUAAAAAAUAUAAUUGUACUUAUAAAUAUAAUUGUAAUUGGAAAAGUAAUUGUAAUUGAAAAAGUAAUUGUACUUAUGACAAGUAAUUGUAUUUAGACAAUUUAAAUAAUACAAAUAUAUAUAAUUACAAAGUACAAUUUCUCCACAGAUUUUGCUGUAAUUACAAUUCCAAAUUACUUUAAAAAAAGUACUUAAAUACAAUUACAAAUUACAUGUAAAAAAGUAAUUGUAAUUAUUAAUUACUUUUUAACUAGGAAUUACCCAGCUCUGUUUAAAGGUACCUAAGCAGCCAUAAAACCAUCAAAUGGUAUCCGACCGAAGGUUCAGUUUUUGUUUCGGUUUCAGCUAGUUUGCUUAAAAUAAGAGUUUCGGCUAUAGUUUUGGUUUCGGCGGAAAACUUGCUGAAACUGCAGCUGUAACCGGAACUACUUUUCUUUUUUAUCUUUUACGGUGUUCGGCACCACGUUUUCUCUUUCAUAAAAAAUUAAAUUUUUUAUUUUUGAUAGUUUUUAUAUCUUUGUUGGCAACUCCAUAAAUUCGUAAUUAUAAUACCUAUUAACACCACUUGCUACUUUGUAAUUCACUUACCAUAUUUAAUUUCAAAAAGUAAUAAUUUAUUUAAACUACUUUUUUAAUAAUAUAAAUAAAUAGGUAAUAAGUGUAGCUAAAAUUUACAAUAAAAGUAGUCUGAAACUAAAGGAACUUUCUGUUUCGGUUCCGGUCAAAAUUAAGACAGUAGCCGAAAUUCGGUUUCGGUUGUAAAACUUUGUUUCGGUCGGACACUAUCAUCAAACAACUUUAAACUGAAUACCAGGACCCCUUAUUAUAUUCGGACAAGGAUAUUUCAAAAAAUUAUUAAUUUAAAAAUUUUGGCAAAUUAAAUAAGGUAAUAUUAUCUUGUUUCCGAGUAAAAAUCAAAGAGCUUUAAAUUUUGAAAUAUAAAAAUGAAAAUAAAUGCAUUCCUCAACAGCACUAUUCUUAAUAUAAUCCCGAAAUUUGAGUGCUUAACCUGUUAACCGAGCGGGACGUAUAAAUACGUCAAAAGUAAACAAUAUCGGGUACGGGUAGGACAUAUGAAUACGUCCUCGAUAUUUAUAUUGCGCCCUGGAACGGGCGGGACUUAUAGUUUACUACUACUAUGGUAAUACGUCAUUCAUACAUGUCUUGACUUGAAAUUAAUACGCGGAUGGAUUCAGUAUGAUUUCGCUACCACGAGUGAUAAGGCGUGUUUCGUGUGAGCAGUGACACAGUGACGGGUACGUACUUGCACUAUUAUUAUUUAUUUUACAAUUAAAUCCUUACAAAUAAAUACAAUGGCUAUGAAAAAUGUUUCGUAUUAUAUUUUAUUUAUAUUUCCAACUUUUUAUAUAUAUAUAUAUAUUUUUUUUAUUUUUUUAGUUACCAUCAAAAUGAGUGAGAGCGUUAUCAGCGAUGACGAAAUAAAUAUACCGGCAAGUAAAAGAAGGAGACGUAUAAUGAGUUCCUCAUCGGAAUCCUCUUAUAGUGGUCAUGACUAUGACACAGAUUUGAGCGACAUUGAGAGUGAAGAUGAUGAAGAAGUUAGUCUUAGACACAUUAGUGAAGAAUGGGUGCCUCAAAAUGCCGAGAGACCACCAUUUCCCUUCACUGCACAGCCGGGAAAAAUGUUCAAUACUCCUCCAAAAAAGUUCCUGUGUUUUAUUUAGAGAAGUUUUUAGAUGACGACCUAAUAAAAACAAUUACGGAACAAACAAAUUUGUAUGCCGGCCAAUUUUUUGCCAAUAAUAAUUAUUGAAACACCCUUUUUUUACGAAACUAUGAGCGAAAACAGAUUUGGAUUAUUGUGUAAGAUUUUACAUUUUGCAGAUAAUCUAAGUUUUGAUCCUAACGUAUAAUUUGUCACAAAAGUUUAAAACAUUUUAUAUUUGUGAACGAGACAUAUGUGUAGACGAGUCUCUUUUAUUGUGGAAAGGGAAUUUGUCCUGGAAACAAUAUAUAGCAACGAAACGAGCUAGAUUUGGCAUGAAGUUAUUCAUUUUGAGUGAAGGUCAAUCUGGAUACGUCCAAAACAUUAUUUUAUACACAGGAAAGGACACAAACUAUGGUUCAAACUACCCACAAGAAAAACAAUCAUCAAGAAUUGUUUUGGAGUUAACACAUGAUUUACUGAAUAAAGGGUAUAGGAUUUACUUGGAUAAUUUCUAUACUUCAAUUCCUUUGGCUGAAGUCUUGUGUCAAAACAAUACAGACAUUGUUGGAACAAUGAGAAUAAACAGAGUCGGAAUCCCCAGUGAAAUAAAAAAAUUGGAAAAAAAUUAACAUAUCGUAAGAUUCAAAGGCAAACUAAUGGUUUUAAAGUGGAAGGAUAAGAAAGACGUAUUGAUGCUCAGUUCUAUUCAUAAUGACGAAAGGACAAUGAUAGAAAACAGAGGAAGAAGACAAGAAAAACCGAACGUUAUCCUGGAUUACAACAAGAAUAUGGGUGGUGUAGAUUUGGGAGAUGGAAUUAUUGUGGCCUACACGGCUGCUCGCAAUAGGAUAAAAAAAAAUUUACAAAAAAAUUUUUCUACGAUUACUUGAUAUGUGCGGCCUAAACGCAUACAUUUUGUACAAAAAGGAUAGAGGUCAAUUAGAUUGAUUACACUUUUUGAUAGAAUGUGUAGAAAAAAUAGUUAAAAAUAAUAUUGUUAGCACCCACCCAAAACCAUCAACCAGCAACUCCACACCAAAACCAGCACGCUUAGUGGGAAGACAUUUCCCUGAGCAAAUGAAAAGUGAUACCGGAAAAACUAAAUCCAGGAAAUGUCGGGUUUGUUACAAAAAAGGCGCUAGAAAAGAAUCAACAUACUGGUGUCCUGAUUGUGCUGUAGCAUUAUGUAUCAAUAAUUGUUUUAAAAUAUAUCACACAGAAAUUGAGUUUUGAAUUUUAUAUAAUUGUACCUACCUAUAUUUUUGAUCUCUUUUUUAUUCAGUAUUCCUAUUGUGUUUUGUGCUUUUACUAGCUCCGUAAUUGUUUUUAAUAUUUGUUGAUUUGUAUCUAAAUUAUAUACGAGAUUGAUAAUGUUUUCGAAUGUUUUUAAUAUUUGUUGAUUUUUAUCUAAAUUGUAUACGAGAUUGAUGAUGUUUGCGCAUGUGCCGGUAUUUUUUUAUAUUUGUUUGAAACUUUGUUUUUUUUUUCAUUGUAUUUCAUAAAUAUUAAUAAACAAUUAAAUAUAUAUUUCACGAUUUUUCAUUUAUUUUAAUUAUGAAUAAAAAAAUAUAGUAAUAUGAAAUUACAUUCUCCGGGCGUGACGUAAUGACACGUCUUAGUGGAAAAAGACGCGCCCGUUAUAUGUUGCGUAAUUAGAAAGGGAUUUCCCCGGUUAACAGGUUAAUGUCUUGUUAAUGAUUUUUUAAAAUUCGCCAAAAUUAGUGGCUAAAACGCGUCGUUAAGUGCUGCUUUCUGGUGUAACGCGCCUGUAAUUAUCGUAUCGUACACUCUCAGUCAUCAUUCGUUUCUUGCAACGAUUUACACCAGUUUACAUCAGAAGAUAGCACUUAACGAGGCGUUUUAGCCACUAAUUUCGGCGAAUUUAAAAAAAUUAUUAACAAGACAUUAAGAGCUUACAUUUGAGGAUUAUAUUAACAAUAGUACUGUUGAGGAAUGCAUUUAAUUUCAUAUAUGUUUCAAAAUUUAAAGCCCUUUGAUUUUUUCUCGGAAACUGGAAGGAAUUAAAACUUCAAAAUAUAUGUAUAUUUCAGAUAUUAUUGCCUAAUUUAUUUUGCCAAAAUUUAAAUUUUUGAAAAAAUUUCUGGAGAUUAUUUAUGUCCGAAAAUAAUAAGGGGUGCUGUAAUCACAUUAAGUGCAGCUUAUUCAAUACCAGCUAAAGACCGUUUUAAGAUAGUUCGUUCUGACUUACUAGGUAUAAGCAUCGAGGGGAUAGUCAAGGGUAAUAUAUCAAGACCUUGAUAAUAUUCAGCUAUUUUUGUUGAAUCUAAAUCUUGAGAAAUUUUAAUAUCAAUUUGAUGAGACAUAACUUUUGGCAUUAAUGAUCUGAUAAGAGCCCGAGAGAUUUAAUCAACUGAUUAAUAAUGCCAAAAUUGGCAGAAUAUUAAUUAAGGUCGUGUUAUAUUUGGGACGACUAUUUCACUAGACCAAAUAUUGACUAUUUCUCUAGAGAAAUAGUCACUGAUAUUUGGUCUAGGGAAAUUUUGAUCGUAAAGUAAAUAACAGGGGCGUACCUUAAAGUUCGAUAGGAAUAAAAUUGUAAGAAUUUAAAAAUUUAAAUUUAAGCGUUUUUACCACUAUUGAAUAAUAAGCUAAUGGGAAUUUAAAAAAAAAAAUUAUUAAGAUAAAAUAAAUACGUGUUUAGUAAAAUGUUUAGCUGUUCAUAUCAAUUUAUAAUAACAUAGGUGCAAAAAUAAAUGCUUAAUAUUGAAAUGGAAGCAACUAUUAAAAUAAUACAAUCUAAGAAUAUAUGACACUAAAUCAUAAAUGUAGCAAAUUUUAGUUAAAUUUUUAAUAUUAAAACUGAAUUAAUUUGUUAUUUUCAGCUUAAUAUGUACAAAAAAUAGCUAGAAGUACUGAAAUUAAACUAAAAUAGGUACAAAAAUACGUAUAAAUUAUCACUAAUGCAAGUAAAAUUGUUUUAAAAAACUACACUAUGCUACAUUGCUACUAAAUCAUUUAUUUUAAUAAUGGUUUUUAACUGUUCCUUAAUUAGUUUAGGGAAAGGGAUUUAUCAAAAAAAAAUUUUUUAAUUUUAAAAAUCCAAAUAUUUAGACAUCUGAAUAUUAUUAGAAUCCACUUCGCAAAUCAUACUACAACUUUAAGACAAAUAUUUUUCAUUAUUUGUUCUAUGACAUUAAACAUUGUUUAACACAAAUUUUAAAUACUCAAGACGUACAGCUAACACAAACACACUAUUAAAUUAAAUUUACUAAAUACGCUCUUGAAAACUCCCAACACUUGAAAUUACCAUCUCGAUUGUCCUACUAAAGGUGCAUUUUGCAAGCAGCGAUUGUGGCGAUGAUCACUGAGCGAUAAUCGCGUUGAAUAAUCGUUUACAACUGCCAUCAUAUUUGCCCUAAGAUCACGCGAGGAGAUAAACUCACUAGCGUCUAUUGUUAUUAUCGCUCAUAGGAAAACGGAAGUAUGUAAAGAUCGCCUAGCAGUAGUCCACUAUGAUCAAUGUGCGAUCAUCGCUCAGCGAUCAUCGCCACAAUCGCUGCUUGCAAAACGCACCUUAAAUCUUUGAAUUUGACUGUUCAGCUGAAUGCGCGGCAGGAGAUGCGCAAACGUUCCAUUUAUUGCCAAGUAAAGUAGAGUAGUUUCGGGAAAUAUAGAGACAACUCCAUCCACAAUGCGUUGGAGUGGAAAACAUGGCAAUAUAUCCCGAAACUAUUCUAGGAAGCUGGUAGUGAAUAAGCUGUGAUGAAGAUUGAUCUAACAUUGUGUAUUGCUUAUACAGGAAUGAUAACGUAAUAAUGCAUUAUGCCUCGUUCACUAAAAUGAAGUAUAAUUUAGGUAUAAUUUGCCAAUAUUGUUUAUCCAAUUUAUUAUUUACAAAUGAAAAUUAUUAAAAAAAUUAGCCACAUUGUAGA